UCUAAGAGUUAAAAAUCUACCAGGUUAAUAAAUAUUUGGACUGGCUGGUUAUUUGAGCGCGCGCGCGAGUCCGCGGUCACGUGCUGCUGAACCGCAGCCUGGCUGUGUCUCGCGCUUGCCUCCACCCGCUCAGCGCCCGCACAUGGAUGGACUCGCUUCCUGUCACAGCACGUUUUCCUCCAGGAAACCUUCGUGAGGACUUCUGGCGAGAUGAUAUCCAAGGAAGAAGGGAAUGAGCGACGCGACCUCACCUUCACACCCCACUCCUCAUCUCUUUAAACGGACACUGUGUGGAUUUUCAGAAUAACCUAACACCUGAUCUCACUCUGACCCUCAGCUCCAGUUCUACCAAUAUGGCAUCCUUGCUCCAUCCUGUCCUGUUCCUUCUACUUCCAUUACUACAUGUUCAGUCAAGCUCCCAUCAGAAGCCCCAGUGGCCUUUGCAGCGUGUGCCUGUAGUCCUUCCUCAACAGACUGAGGAGCGGCCGCCCCCUAGUUUCAUCGGCCCAGCUCAUCUGGAAGUGACCUCUUCCUGUGGUCCCGAGUGUCACAAGGAAGCCCCAACACCAAGCUACUGGGACCUGCGACACUUCCUGUCCUACGAGACUCUCCACUCCAAUGGUCAGCUGACUGAGACAGUUGUAGGAAUCUAUGGCUUCAACCCAAACAUGCUGAAGAGCCCUGCUGCUGAGCCGGGGCAUUCCAGAACCAAGCGCCAGAUCUUUGGCCAUGAUGGUCGCUUCAGCAUUGUGGACCAGGACUUCCUGCUGAACUACCCUUUUUCAACUGCUGUGAAGCUGUCCACCGGAUGCUCAGGCACACUAGUGGGUAACCAGCAUGUUCUCACUGCAGCCCACUGCAUCCAUGAUGGAAAGAACUAUGUCAAAGGUACACAAAGGUUGCGUGUCGGUUUUCUGAAGCCACGGCAAAAGGACCCACUAUCUAACAACAGCACUGACAACAAGAUGAAGUUCCAAUGGAUCAGAGUCAAGCGCACCCAUGUGCCCAAGGGCUGGAUAAAGGGCAAUGCUAAUGAAAUUGGCAUGGACUAUGAUUACUCUCUCUUGGAACUCAAGAAGGCUCACAAGCGCAAACACAUGAAGCUGGGAGUGAGUCCUUCUGCCCAGCAACUGCCUGGUAAACGAGUGCAGUUCUCCGGCUUUGACAACGAUCGACCAGGCCAGCUGGUCUACCGCUUCUGCAAAGCCGGGGACGAAACCUAUGACCUUCUGUAUCAACAUUGUGAUGCUCAGCCUGGCGCUAGCGGCUCUGGAGUUUAUGCCCGGAUGUGGGACCGCAGGCGCCGCCGUUGGGAGCGAAAGGUGAUCGGGAUCUUUUCGGGACACCAGUGGGUCGACCUCAACGGUGCCCCCCAGGAGUUUAACGUAGCGGUGCGCAUCACUCCUCUUAAAUAUGCCCAGAUCUGCUACUGGAUCAAAGGGAAUUAUAUGGACUGCAGAGAAGGCUGAACUUAACCUUUAGUGUUAUCCUUACCUUUAGUAAAGUUCUAUGCAUCCUCUAGAUUCAUUCAAAUAGAGUUGAAACAACUAUGACUACAUGAAACACUGGCAUGUAAACACUGAACGAACUUAACACGCCCAUUCACACUGUAACUACUCAGAAAUGACAAGAUUUUCUAGAAACUUAUCUUCAGUUCCUUAACCAAAUAAUUUUGCACACUCUUCUUUAGUUUCACUUAGCCUUUACAAUAGUAUAGCUCCAAUCUAGGAUUCAUCUUUGAUAAGUCAACAAAACUGUGGUUAAUCUUUCAAUUCGCGCAAAAUAGCAAACAGUUCUGAAUAGAUGGAAAGAACGUGAACGUAGCAGAAUGGACCUGAUGUCAACCAAAGAUGGAUUUUAAUGACUGUACAAAGCACUGUAGUCUUUAAGGCUUUGUGAAUUGUUUGUGAAGCAUGUACUCCAGUUCAACUAAAGGUGCUUUUUUUUUAAUUUGCCUAUCCAAGUCAAACAUACAGAGAUCUUUGCCUACUGUAUAAACUCUCUCCAUGUCAUGGCAUGUGGUUUCUAUUCUGUUAGCGACCCCUAGUGGUCAAAGACAUUACAUCAAAUGGCCACAAGACCCAAGUUUCAAAGAGUGUUCGUGGAUGGUGCCUUCUUACACUAAUCACAGAACUUUUUUUUUUUCAUUAAAUAAGUACUUGGAGAUGCAUAUGUUAUAUACUUAAAAUGUUAUAUACCAAUGUCAGCACCUAAAGCACUUUGAUUUUCUUUUAAAUUACUGAUUUCUUUAGUCAUUAACAGCUUUUUAUUAUAAUUCACUCUGUAUUAUACAAAUGUUUAUUAAAUGCCUUUGAAAAGAAUACAUCAUUCUAACAUGUCACUGUUGACUCAACAUGUAAAUAUUUUAUAUGACAUACACUGAUCUGCCGUAACAUUAAAACCACCUGCCUAAUAUUGUGUAGGUCCGCCUAGUGCGACCAAAACAGCUCUGACCCGCCAACGCACAGACUCCACAAGACCUCUGAAGGUGUGCUGUGGUAUCUGGCACCAAGAUGUUAGCAGCAGAUCCUUUAAUUCCAUGGAUCGGAUUUGUUUGUCCAGCACAUCCUACAGACGCUCGAUCGGAUUGAGAUCUGGGGAGUUGGAAUAUUAGGGAAUACUGUUGCCUUGAAGGGGUGUACUUGGUCUGCAGCAACGUUUAGGUAGGUGGUACGUGUCAAAGUAACAUCCACAUGAAUGCCAGGACCCAAAAUUUCACAGCAGAGAAUUACCCAGAACAUCACACUUCCUCCUCCAGCUUGCCUUCUUCCCAUAGUGCAUCCUGGUGCCAUCUCUUCCCCACGUAAGCGACACACACGCACCCAGCUUUUCAUGAUGUAAAAGAAAACAUGAUUAAUCAGACCAGACCAGACUUGUUCCAUUGCUCCAUGGUCCAGUUCUGAUGCCACGUGCCCAAUGUAGAUUGGGUGGACAGUGUUCAGCAUGGGCACUUUGACCAGUCUACGACACAGCAAGCUGUGAUGCACUGUGUUCUGACACCUUUCAAUCAUAGCCAGCAUUAACUUUUUCAGCAAUCUGUGCUCCAGUAGUUCUGCUGUUGGAUCAGACCAGACAGGCUAGCCUUCACUCCCCAUGUAUAUCAAUGAGCCUUGGGCGCAUGAGCCUGUCGCCGGUUCACCAGUUGUCCUUUCUUGGACCACUUUUGGUAGGUGCUAACCCCUGCAUGUCAGGAACACCCCACAAGACCUGCUUUUUUGGAGAUUAUCUGACACAGUCCUCUAGCCAUCGUAAUUUGGCCCUUAUAAAAGUUGCUCAGAUCCGUACACUUGCCCAUUUUGCCCAAUAUAUCCCACCCACCUUCCAGGUGCCAUUGUAACAAGAUAAUGUUAUUCAUGUCACCUGUCCAUGGUUUUAAUGUUAUGGCUGAUCAGUGUAUUUUUGCAUUGUAACUCCUGUCUGACUGCUCAUUAAAAAUAAAUAAAUAAAUAAAUUACA
This is a messenger RNA of Ictalurus furcatus (blue catfish), 3456 nucleotides long. Its product is annotated as serine protease 23. Bases 354 to 1469 code for a protein of 371 amino acids. Lineage: Eukaryota; Metazoa; Chordata; Actinopteri; Siluriformes; Ictaluridae. Gene Ontology annotation, molecular function: serine-type endopeptidase activity. The record is from RefSeq and is a predicted model, not a curated record. The transcript has 2 exons. Gene Ontology annotation, biological process: proteolysis.